AUGAAGCGUCACCUACGCCGUCGAGUCGGUCGGACCGUCGCCUUCGUUGUUGCCUGUUGUCUUAUCGGCUCUUGGAUAGGAUGUCAAUUAGGCAUCAGUCGCAGUAGUUAUUCCCUGACGCGCAAACGCACUCCAAGAGCACUUUGGCCUGGGGCUGGGCACGAAACCCAGCUGCCUCGGGUGGCGCUCCUCAGCACGACAACGGCAGCGUAUGCCCGACGGUUUGCGUACGCGGUUCAGAACAAAGUUCUCUACGCCAAGAAAUGGUCAGCGACAGUCGAUUUUCUACUCGAUUCCUAUCCGUAUCACUGGUUGAAGGUCGCUGCGACACCCGAGCGACACGCCGAACCAGGACAACCUCUACCACCGCACUACAAUCGCCUCUUCGCACUUGAGCGUCUACUGAAGCAAGACGCUCCGUACGACUGGUUCAUGUACGUUGAUGUGGAUGCAGUGAUCACGAACUUUUCGAUUCCGGUCCAGACGUUCUUGCAAGGAAUCAGUCCAGAGCACUACGUGGUCGUUCACGAUGGACCCGAGAUUAACUCGGGAGCGUUUCUCCUCCGUAAUACACCGGAAUCCUUGCAAUUUGUGCGGAACUGGAUCGCACUGGGCACCCAGUGGCCGCAAGCGAGUCUAGACCAGACCGCUCUGUGGCACCUUCUGUAUCUGCAUGCCGCGUUCCCGAGUGCUCCACCAGAGUUGCUCCUGCGUUACGCCCAUACCUACCCCUGUCGAGCGUCGGUGCUUUUCCCCGUUCAUUUCGUGGGCAGUCCAGCGCUACAACGGGCGCCGGCUGCCAUGUUGCGGCACAUCGAAGGAUGUUGGCGAUACCAUAUGGCUCGCCUCGGUUAUGGGUACGGUCAACGCAACCGCCAGCAGCAGCAGCAGCAGCAGGCGGUGUAUUACCGCCACGAAGCACCUGGUUUCAACUUUUAUGCUAGCGUCGGCCGACCAGAGAACUGUGCGCUGCGGCACGCGAGUCAGCUGUGGCGACCCGGAGACUGGCUCAUCCAGGACAGCGGGUACGGCCUCGAAGACUCGUACGAAACAGUGAACGAGACGGUGCUGGUGCGCUGCAUCAGGCCACCGUGUUCGACGGAGAUCUGGAAGGACGAAGCAAAACCCGGUAUGAUCGCUUCGUGGGAUCGACAGGCGCUGCUUCUCUAUCCACAAAACAGGUGGCAUCGGCGUGGUCCCGAUGAUUCGGAGCCUUUUGCUGCUCCGUAG
Molecule: messenger RNA, 1230 nt
Organism: Cyanidioschyzon merolae strain 10D
Lineage: Eukaryota; Rhodophyta; Bangiophyceae; Cyanidiales; Cyanidiaceae
Exons: 1
Coding region: 1-1230 (409 amino acids)
Biological process (GO): protein N-linked glycosylation
Cellular component (GO): Golgi membrane
Molecular function (GO): glycosyltransferase activity
Source: RefSeq, a predicted model, not a curated record